AUGCUGAACGCUUGGUUAGCGGACAUGAGCGUCCCUCCACCGGAGGAAUGGCAUGUGGCGGACUUGUGCUUGAUCCCGAAACCAUCCAAACCCAUGACAGGCCCAGAAGCCCUACGACCCAUCUCCCUCAUCCACCCAAUUUCGAAAGCCCUUUCCCUCAUACGGAACAACCACAUUAAGCCCCAGCUCUGGCAGCUUGUGCAUGACUUGACACAGAUGGCCUAUCUUGAGGCAAGAUCAGUGCAAGACGCACUUGAUCGGGCGUCUGCGCAUUGCGCUCGAGUCAGGGCGGUGUUACGAGCACAGCAACAGAACAUACAUCUCCGCAAGCAGGGACACCGCCCGGCCGAUUGCAGAGGCGGAGUUCUUUUGUCCGUUGACCUCCGACAGGCGUUCGAUGUCAUGCCGAGAUCCAAGCUACAGGAAGCCAUGGACCUUGCCAAAGCAGACCCAGCAGCUCAACAUGUCAUACUGCAGCUUCAUGCCCAUGCCAGCCUCCGCGUCACCCAUGGCUCCCAAGUAGCCAUGCUGGACACAGACAACGGCAUACGUCAGGGCUGUUGCUUAGCUCCCUCAUUGUGGGUGUUGUAUACAGGGCUUAUCCUCACCUACAUUAGGCAACAAGUGAGCACGCAUGACUCCACAGUCUUUGCCGAUGAUUUCUUGUUUCAUUGGCUUGUCGAUUCCACUGAUCAGCUGCAAGGUGCAUUUCGCAACAUUGCUUUUGUGCAUGACACCCUGGAAGCAUUUGGAAUGACCAUCAGCCCUGGCAAGUCGGCUGUCUUGAUCGGGGUUCAUGGGUCCAAGGAUCCAACAGACACUCUGCGCCUCCGUGUACAGCGCCGCCUGAGUUACCUGUCGCGACACGUCAAAUCUCAGCAUGCCGAAGCCUAUGCCUUUCAUGCUGCUGUGUUAAAGUGGCUCGACGACCAUAAGACGGCCAUCCUGUCGCCCUGCCAGUUCUGCGGAGCUGACUUUAAGGUCUUCUACUCCGACUGUGCGUCUCUUAUGCACAGACUGCUACCGCUUCUGCUCCUGCAACUGCCGUUGAAGCACCUCCCACCUCAGGCCAUGGAGACCCACAUGAAGGAUGCACUUCGGAAGGAGAUGGCGGAAGUGGAAACCCAGGAGCUCAUGGGGGCGCAGGACCAAGCCAACCUCCUCUCGGCCAUGAUGCGUCGUUCAGCGGGGGCACUGGAGCCAUCUGCACCGAGCGAUCCCUUGCUGGACAGCACCAGGGCCAGCACGCCAGCAGGAGAGGGUGCAGCGACGGAAGCAGCCCCGGACGAGCCCGAAGCCAUGGAGACGCUUCGCGACCAGGAGAAGUGGCCCAGGAUAGACCGCCAGGAUCGCUCGGACCGGAACUGGAAGUCCGACACAGACGGGGACAAGGCAUGGGACCAGUUCGGCAUCAACAGGGCCCAGGACAACUAUGUGAUGUUCGCUCAGUGCCAGGGGGUGCUUUCUAUGGUCCCGGAACUCUACGUGGCAGCAGAGGCCUGGAAGACCAUGAAGAAGGAGACACCCGAGCUCCUGACGCUGCCCCUCCGGGCAUGGCUGCUGAAGCACUGGGUGGACCUCAUGCUCAAGCGGAUGGAAAUGAUUAUGACGAGCGAGGACACCAUCAAGCAGGCCAAGGAUAUGCUGAUUUUGGACGACCAGUGCAAUGUUCCAUACUUGGAAUGGAACCGGAGCACCCGCUCCCUGCAGAUCAAGAGGGAUCGCGACCCUAUGACCCUCAGCCAGGUCCUAGAAGCCCUCAAGGCCAUGCAGCUCCUGGCCAUCCAACCUCUUGUGGUUUUGCGCUUCCACGCGACACGCGAGCUGUGCCAGGAGAUGAAGUCGGAG
This is a messenger RNA of Symbiodinium necroappetens, 1848 nucleotides long. NCBI's taxonomy places the organism in Eukaryota, Dinophyceae, Suessiales, Symbiodiniaceae. The record is from the annotation of a GenBank genome assembly.